CCGACUACAGUAACCCUAGGACUGUGACCCCCUCUCACUCUCUAUAUAUGCGUCUGUCCCCUCGUCCGAACCCUAACCCUAACUUUCUCAUCACCGCCGUUGGUUACAGCCUCUCUCUCUCCGGCUCAAUUUUGCUUCCAGUCCACAUCCACUGUCUCUGCCGCUUCACUCUCCAGGAGUCAAGAAAUUCGGGUCGAAAUGAGGGGAAGGAGUUACAGUCCCUCGCCACCAAGGGGCUAUGGCCGAAGGGGGCGGAGCCCUAGCCCAAGAGGCCGUUAUGGUGGUCGUGGUAGUGCUAGAGAUCUCCCGACUAGUCUUCUAGUUCGCAACCUUCGUCAUGAUUGCAGGGGUGAAGACCUUCGAAGGCCAUUUGGGCAGUUUGGUCCUCUUAAGGAUAUUUACUUGCCCAGGGAUUAUUAUACUGGGGAACCGAGGGGCUUUGGUUUUGUCCAAUAUGUGGACCCUGCUGAUGCUGCAGAAGCUAAAUAUCAAAUGGAUGGUCAGAUUCUUCAUGGCCGGGAGUUGACUGUUGUAUUUGCGGAGGAGAAUAGGAAGAAACCUUCUGAUAUGAGGGCAAGAGAGCGUGGAAGGGGUCGAUUUUAUGAUCGAAGAAGGUCUCCCCUUCGUUAUUCCCGAUCCCCACCGCCACGGCACGCAAGAUCUCCGUCCCGUGGACGUGAUUAUUAUUCCCCUUCACCUAAGCGGCGACAGUACUCAAGGUCUGUUUCCCCACAAGAUAGGAGGUACAGUCGAGAUAGGUCAUACACGCCUGAUGGUAGGAGGAGGUCGUACACCCGUUCACCACCCUACAAUGGUUCUAGGAGCCGCAGCCAGAGCCCAAUAAGGGGUGAAAGUCCGAGCAGGCUCCAAAGCCGUAGCCCAGAUCCUGAAGAUUACCCACGAGAAGCAGUGAGAGAUAGGUCUCCCAGUGAGUGAGAACUCAAAACAAUUGUAGUGUUACUAAUAUUAGAGAGAGACUUCAUUUGCAGUUUAGUUUUACUUUGGUCUUGGUGGUUGUGGUCUACUGUGCUUAGAAGAAUUCCAGUACUCAGAAAGUAAUAUGAACAUAUUGACUGACCCUAGAAAAA
Molecule: messenger RNA, 1088 nt
Organism: Vitis vinifera (wine grape)
Lineage: Eukaryota; Viridiplantae; Streptophyta; Magnoliopsida; Vitales; Vitaceae
Product: serine/arginine-rich SC35-like splicing factor SCL30A
Exons: 6
Coding region: 199-936 (245 amino acids)
Biological process (GO): mRNA splicing, via spliceosome
Cellular component (GO): nuclear speck; cytoplasm
Molecular function (GO): RNA binding
Source: RefSeq, a predicted model, not a curated record